This is a messenger RNA of Suillus subaureus, 894 nucleotides long. RefSeq lists its product as uncharacterized. The transcript has 2 exons. The coding region runs from base 138 to 683 and encodes 181 amino acids. Lineage: Eukaryota; Fungi; Basidiomycota; Agaricomycetes; Boletales; Suillaceae. The record is from RefSeq and is a predicted model, not a curated record.
CACCUCCUAUUUUUCUACUUAGCCUACCUGAGCACGACCAACCACAGAUCCAACCAUCAUGAAUUACAGUGCUGCAACAUGGGGCUUCAGCGUGUUUACAAGAUGUCCAAUAUAUUCGGGCAUCGUCUCCAACGUUGAUGAAAUUCACCGCUCUGGUAGUUGGUCUCCCCCAGUUACCUCCCAUAGAUCUGAGUCAAUACGACCCUCCGCAGCCCUCUCAAGAACCGCUGCAAGGCCACGCAUGGUCCUCGAACGGAUAUCCUGCUGGUUGCUGCACCCAUGGUUCCAAUAUCCCAGGUCCCUACUACAGUCGACACCGCAAUCCUAGGCAACGGGUUCGCCUGGUGCGUAUCCUUCGUGGCCCUCUGCGGUCAUUCAAGCAUUGCUGCAAGAUCAUACAUCCCAGCAUGGAUAUCAUGCUGGCCUGCCAGGCGCGUAUUACCCCAACACGACAUCCCCCCAAGGGCACGAUAUUCAGUUGCAGACGGGAUUUAGUGGGAACACCAAAUCGGAGCCAUCUUCCUCUGCACUCGACAGGACAGCGCCUGCUAAUUCUCACAAGCACAAAGCCCGCCAGCCUGUUAAAGUCGAGAUUGGUAGUUCGAAUUCGUCUCUCCCACACAAGCGCAGGCGCCCGAAGGACGAGGAAAUCGGAAACGGGAAGUUUGGUCAGUACACGCUAACGGAUGCCAGUGCUUGUACAUGACCCAAAGCCGGUAGACAUCAGCGGCUGCAGAACUCACGAUGCCUACGGUAAUGUUCUUCAAACGAGGAGAUAGCAUUGCUCGGAAACUGAGCCAAUGGUGAAUUUGGGCCGUCAUAUUGAAAGCAACCAUUAUACUACAUCCUACCAAUACCCCUAUUGCAAGAAGAGGUGGUCUAGGACCGAUUUUU